AUGACAUUGACGAGGAAUACCGUCACACUUACAGCCAAACGCCAACACGUGAAGAGCGGCAGCAUCGCUACGGGCAACCUGGCAGACAUGGACCAGUGCUGCGAGUCGCCUCAACACGCCACCGCUGCACGGGGAGCCCGCUGCUCCCUCGCCACCGAGGAGAACCGCAGACUUGUGGUCUGCUACAGCAACGGGACAGGUAAAAGCCGCUCCCACAGAAGCCACCUGCUGCAGUUCUCCUUCUUACCACUACGGGCGCUGCAGGUCGGUCCAGAACGUCCAUAG
Molecule: messenger RNA, 285 nt
Organism: Knipowitschia caucasica
Lineage: Eukaryota; Metazoa; Chordata; Actinopteri; Gobiiformes; Gobiidae
Source: the annotation of a GenBank genome assembly